Molecule: messenger RNA, 478 nt
Organism: Staurois parvus
Lineage: Eukaryota; Metazoa; Chordata; Amphibia; Anura; Ranidae
Source: the annotation of a GenBank genome assembly
UAAAAGCGGAGUUCCACUCGACCUAUCAAAACAUAAAAGUCAGCAGCUACAAAAACUGCAGCUGCUGACUUUUAAAAAGCAGCCACUUACCUGUCUCUCUGUCCCGUGGUGUGUCCCCUGCAGCUCGUUUCACUAGCCGUCCUGUAUUCCUGCAGGCCAGUAUCUUCAGUGUGUGCACCCGGCUGUGAUAGCUUGCGGCUUCACAGCCGGGUGCCCACUGCGCAUGCGUGAGUAGCACUGCGCUUCAUGAAUGGUCCUGUAGUCUUCUGGGGCCUGUCAUGUGUCCCAAAAGACUACAGGGAGGAGGGGGGAGGACACCAGAAGCGAUCACAGUGGAAGUGGGAGUGGGUAACUGUCAAAUCCGGGUACUCGUCCCCCCCCCCCCCCCCCGCUCCCCAAAUGUGCCAAUCCUUAAUGAGGAGCAGAGGACCAAUCUUUAAAGUGGAACUUCCCCUUUUGGGUGGAACUCCGCUUUAAG